CCUGUUCUAGCUUCGAAUGAUUGUAACGACAAAAUAAUAAACCUUAAUGGCAUACUAAAUGCCUCUAGAAAUACUUAGUUAUCCAUUUAUAAGUAUCAGGCAAUUAUAAUUCGAAAUAGGAAGGUAAAGUGUCCCGAUGAGCUUUACCAUAUGUAGAUAAUCAAACAGUACUUAGAUCUGGAAAACUGGUGGAAGACGAAAUAUUCAUCUGUUGAAAAAAUUUUUAGCUUGUUUGUCUAUCGGAAGUUGAAAAACGUGUUGGAAUAAACUUAUUUGCAUUUGCAAAUAACAGCCUUGAAUUCGGCAGGAAUACAGAUUGAUGCAUAUUUGUUUGGAAGUUGUUGAAGUGCUCUAAGUCUGGAAGUAUCUAUAUUAGACAGUGACAUUUUGGAUAGUUUGGACCAGUUGCAGUGUGAUUUUAGCAAGUAAAAAUGAAUCCAGGGUUGAUACUUUUUGCCAUUCUAAUGGGCGUGAUCACUAUCCUAGUGUACCUAGUGAUCAAAAGGUAUAAAUAUUGGGAAAGGAGAAAUGUACCUACAGGAGACUUGAUGCCAUUUUUUGGUGAUUUUUACGGCCUCGUUCACAAUAUUGUUUCCCCCGCUGAGCUGUUCGAGUACAUGUACAACAAGGUGCCAUCAGACCACAGAUAUGUGGGCCUCUUUUUCUUCCACGUCCCAGUUUUGAUGCCGAGGACGCCAGAUCUUAUCAAGCAGAUUUGUGUAAGGGAUAGUGAUCAUUUUGCAGAUCAUGGAAACAUCAUCAUCAACAGUGCAGAUGACUUGUGGCAAAAGGCUGUUUUUCCUCUCAAAGGUCAAGAAUGGAAAGAUGUACGCUCGAUGCUCUCCCCCAUCCUAACUGGCAACAAGGUGAAACUGAUGUAUCCACUGAUAAACCAUCAAAUUGAGAACUUCCUAGGGUUCUUCAAAGAACAGGAAGAGGACAUAGUGGAGGUGGACUUCAAGGAUUGUAUGCUCAGGGUACUCAACGAUAUUACUUCAGACGUAGCUUUGGGAAUAGAAGUUGACUCUUUCAGAGAUAGGGACAACAUUGUUUACAAAACUGGGGUAUCGGCUUGCAACCUAUGUGAGCCGUGGAAGAAAGUGAUAUUGCUGCUGUAUACCUUGUGUCAAUUCAUACCUAAGACCUUAGGCCUAUCUUUAUUCCCUCCAAGGGCACGAGAAUUCUUCUUGAACAUAGUUAAAGACACCAUGAAAAAGCGCAAGGAGGAACACCUCAAGAGAGACGAUAUGAUAGGACUUCUUAUCGAACUCAGGAAUGCACAGCUCAAGGCAAGUGAAGAGGCUGGACCGAAGGCUAAGCCACAAAAAGUGAUGACAGUCCAAGAGAUGGCUUCCUAUAUUUUCGUCAUGUAUUUUGGCGUUAUAGAUUCUGUGACCACAGUGCUGGCCUUCUUGGCCUGGGAGUUGGCUAUGGCUCCUGAAAUCCAGGAGAGGCUGAGGAGGGAGUGCGACAGCUUGGCAUCUAGCACCAACGAGGCGACUCAUCAAGAUAUCCAAGGCUUGAAGUAUCUGGAUAUGGUCCUGAGUGAGGUGCUCAGGAAAUGGCCAGGCGCCAUUGCCACAGACAGAUUAGUCACCAAAUCCUAUACCAUAGAGCCUGAAUUGCCUCACGAAAAACCUGUACAUCUGAAGGAGGGGGAUAACAUCAUGAUACCAAUCUACGCCCUCCACAGGGACGCAAAAUACUUUCCAGAACCAGAAAAAUUCGACCCGGAAAGGUUUUCACCCCAAAGGAAGCACGAGAUGAACUCCAAUGCCUAUAUUCCUUUUGGAAUAGGCCCCAGGCAUUGCUUUGGAACUAAAUUCAGCACAAUUUUGAUGAAGCAGAUCUUCUAUAAGUUGAUGCUGUCCUUUGAGAUCGUGCCAGUGGAGAAUACCAAAAGGAAACUGGAGAUGGAUAAAUCUGCACUGAGUUUGUAUCCUGUAGGUGGUUUUAAACUGGGACUCAAAAGAAGGAAGUAAAUAUGUGUAUUUUUUUUAUAUAAUAGAGAAGAUGUUUCACGUUUUAGUAUUUUAUUAUGUGAAUGAAUUGUACACUUCUUCAUUUAUGUUUGUGCAAAUUAUAAAUGUAUGUCUAACAUUGAAAAACCUGAUGUUUCAUUUUCACCGAAAUCAAACAUUAUUGUUUUUCAUGUCAAAUGAACUUAUAUUAUUCAAAUAACUGUAACAAUGAUUCGAAUAAAAUUGAGCACUCACUGUGAAUUUCACACAAA
Messenger RNA from Harmonia axyridis, 2233 nucleotides. Its product is annotated as cytochrome P450 9e2-like. Gene Ontology annotation, molecular function: monooxygenase activity; heme binding; oxidoreductase activity, acting on paired donors, with incorporation or reduction of molecular oxygen. Lineage: Eukaryota; Metazoa; Arthropoda; Insecta; Coleoptera; Coccinellidae. The transcript has 8 exons. The record is from RefSeq and is a predicted model, not a curated record. Bases 432 to 1982 code for a protein of 516 amino acids.